AUGGCCGGCCAACUUUGGCUUCUCGAUCACAACUACGCGUACUCGGUCUACAAGUCGUGUAAGAAUGCAGGCGACAGCUUCCGUGAAAUCACCGCCGAGGUCGACUCACUACGAUCCUUCCUUCUUGCUCUGGACAACGAGUACAAAAGGCCUCGAUCCUCGUUCCGACACCUUACGCCUGUGCAAGAAGGCCGGUUGGCAGCUAGCUUGCAGGACUGCCGAGCGGAUCUUCGUUCGGUGAAAGCGAUAUUACACGACUUCCGCUCGCUCGACACUGGCGAUGGACGGUAUCGCGAUAAGCUCGCCUUCACGAGUGGGAAACAAGCUACGAUAAGGGACAAGAUCGGUGCGCAUAAUUCCCGGCUACAACAGCUUCUCAGUGGCCUGAAUGUCGCGACGUUUUCCAGGAUCGAGAGGAACACUGAGGCACACUAUCUUUCGUUGCUUGAGAUUCACGGAAAGUUGGAUAAAAUCCGCAGGGACAUAUCCUCUGGAAGGCGCAAUGCCGUGGCCGUCGAUGAUGUCGAUGAAGCAGUGGCAUUGGAAGAUGAGAUCCUCGAUGAUAACAUGACUGAGCCGGACGUCGACCUCUCAUAUGAGGUUCAUGAGUGGAUCAACCAGUUCAGCAGCCAGAUGACGCGAUCUGCGAACGAAAAUGGUCACUCCAGCCGCCUAUCCCCUGGUAGUGAUAGAGCAGCUCUCACAAGCUUCGAUCUCUCCCACCUUAACGCAAAUCGUAGAAUUACGCACAAUGUAACACCAGCCUCCUUGGUCACAGAUGCUGGUGAGCAGCUGACCAUUCUACCUGAUGGGUAUUAUGGUGUCUCCCUUGGAACGUGGCGUUGGGGCAAGACAAGCAAAUGGUGGAAGGAGAUCAGUGAUGUCGAUCUUCUGCUUAGCGGCUUUCGUCGAAGCCUGAUCGUUAGACACCCAAUCUUCUAUAAGCUCGAAUUGUCCUUAGAGGAGUUGUAUUUUGAGGAAGCAAAGACAAUUCAUGUACGACGAAGAGUCUUGCGACCGAAGGAUCGGGACAAAGUCUCUUUCGAAGACCUCUCACUCGAUGUGUAUUUCAGGAAUAUGUUAAGGGAAGAGAAGAGCACAGUCGAGUUUCUAAAAGCUGGCAAUCAGCAUGCAAAAUAUUUCGAAGACAUUGUAUUUGUGUUGAAAUUCAAACCAGACGCUGUGUUUUACUGUUGUGGUUUUAACCUAGCACACGAGAUCCGCAUUUCUAUAGUAGAAGCCAAGGUGGGUUGGAGAAGAGAGAUACGCCACCCCAACGGCAACACCAUCGAGAUCUGUGCGAACGGCCCAACAAACAUUCGGCACUACCUGAAAAUGAGGAACCAAGGACUUCCUCAGCGCAACACAGGUUGGUGGAGCGACGAGAUUAAUGGAUAUGGAGGCAUACUUCUCUGGAUUAAAGUCACGGACAUUGAAGCGGUCUCUAUUGAGCAGUUGGACCAGCUGGAGAUUCGAGGAGGAGGAUACUUUGCUCGGAUAGUGGGAGGUGAUGGUCAUAUAUUCGAGUCUACGCAAGAAUCACCUGGGGAUGUAUCGGAUUUUGGGGAACGUGCGGUGAAGCACAGCAAAUUGUUACGCGAUAGGCGUGAGCAGCGCAUAAACGAUGUGAAGUGGGCUCAGGCUCUUGGUGUGAAGGUCUAG
Molecule: messenger RNA, 1662 nt
Organism: Alternaria ventricosa
Lineage: Eukaryota; Fungi; Ascomycota; Dothideomycetes; Pleosporales; Pleosporaceae
Exons: 4
Coding region: 1-1662 (553 amino acids)
Cellular component (GO): cytosol
Molecular function (GO): protein-folding chaperone binding
Source: RefSeq, a predicted model, not a curated record